Messenger RNA from Armigeres subalbatus, 695 nucleotides. RefSeq lists its product as uncharacterized. Lineage: Eukaryota; Metazoa; Arthropoda; Insecta; Diptera; Culicidae. The transcript has 2 exons. Bases 21 to 695 code for a protein of 224 amino acids. The record is from RefSeq and is a predicted model, not a curated record.
ACCCCGCACACGAUUGCAAGAUGCUUUUCCGUUAUUUUGGAACCAUCUUUCUACUUUUGGAAAUCUCAUGCCAUGAACUAACCAUUAGGAACCUUCAUAAAGAUCUACUACUGAUGCAGAAAAGGACCCCUUGUCGUAUUCAAACUGGAAAUAUUCGCAUACUACAUCCGAUUAAUCUAACAGAGAUAGAGUUCACUAUUAACCAGCUUACUAAUUUAGUAUACCAUAAACGAAUGAAUAACAAUGCUCUUAUUGAAAUUAGCAAAUACAAAAUACGAGAUUUAUAUUCCAACUUCUUACAAAUUAAACCGUCAUCGCACAAACGAACUAAACGGUGGGACAUCAUAGGCACCACCUGGAAAUGGAUAGCGGGCAGUCCUGACGCCCAAGAUCUUAGAAUCAUCGACAAAAGUCUUCACCAACUAACCAACGAGAAUAACCAUCAAGUCAAAGUUAACCAUCAAAUCGGCAAAAGAAUCUCAGAAUUAACGACCACUAUCAACCAAAUUAUUGAAAAACAACAAAUCAACAAAAUAAUCCUCGAUGAGCUCGACAUUGUCACCACCAUCCUGAAAAUAGACACACUCAACAAAAUCCUGAUAAGUAUUCAAGAAGCUAUACUUUUUCUAAGAUGCACGUCGCAAAUAGCAAGAUGUUAUCCAGCAAGGAAAUUUUUCUUAUCAAAAACAUCUUAA